This is a messenger RNA of Aureobasidium melanogenum CBS 110374, 975 nucleotides long. Its product is annotated as WD40 repeat-like protein. Gene Ontology annotation, molecular function: protein binding. Gene Ontology annotation, cellular component: Cdc73/Paf1 complex. NCBI's taxonomy places the organism in Eukaryota, Fungi, Ascomycota, Dothideomycetes, Dothideales, Saccotheciaceae. The record is from RefSeq and is a predicted model, not a curated record. The annotation marks the transcript as partial. The transcript has 3 exons.
CAGUCGAAACAAUAUCUCCAAACGCAUACCAUCCCGGACGCCUCGCCCGCCGACAUCUACAGCGUCGCAACCACUUCUAGCCAACUCAUUACCGCUUCUGGUUCAUCUUCACUACACGUUUACUCGACUGCUCCCACCAACGACGAGAACAACCCUUAUCCUCUAGUCCAAACCCUGCAAGAUGCGCACAAACUCGGUGCCCACCACAUCGCCGUCAGCGCCAAUGGCAAGACUGCCGCAUCAGCUGGCUUUGGUGGUGAGCUGAAGGUCUGGUCCAUCGACGACGAGUCUUCGCAAUGGGCACUCAAGGGCUCAAUAACAGCACAAGCAAAAAACGCGGGCGAGAUCUGGGCAGUCGCCCUGAGCGAAGACGGCCAAUUCCUCGCCGCUACAACCUUUGAUGGCCGCACCAAUGUCUGGGAUCUCAACACCCUGUCCUCCGAAGGCGCCACAAAACUCCGCGAGUACGAGACAAAAGGCAGUUUCGGCAUGAGUGUUGCGCUGUCUGCCGAUGGCGAGUUCACUGCUUCUGGACAUGCAAAUGGAGCUGUGUAUCUAUUCAACAACACUACUGGUAGAUUGGCGCAUUCGCUGCAAGGGCUGGUCAAGCCUGUGAGGACGGUUGCUUUCUCGCCUGCGAGCAAGUUCCUUGCUGCUGGCGGUGAUGCGAAGAUUAUUGCUUUGUAUGAUGUCAAGAAUGGCGAGCAGGUGGCCAACCUCACUGGCUCGCAGAGUUGGGUCAUGAGUCUGGACUGGAGCACUUCGGGUGAAAAUCUCCUGAGCGGUGCUUAUGACGGCAAGGCAAAGGUAUGGAGUGUUGAGCGCCGCGAGUGUGUCGCUACUCAGACCGAGUCAGACAAGACACUCUGGGCUGUAAAGUGGCUCCCCAAGACGUCCAUGACAAGAAACGAGACCUUUGUCACAGCUGGUGCAAACAGAAGCAUCAGCUUCUACCGUGAAGCUAGCGGCGGUUGA